AAUAUUGUGAAGUUUUGAAAUACAACGUUUGUUUUGAAUUGUAAUAAUUAAGAAUAAAAUAAAAUUACUCUGAAUAUUCUAGCACUGUGUUUGUUAUUGUGCAUUUGAAAAUUAAGAUAUAAGAUGUAUUCAACAAGAUAUGUUCCUGGUCAGCAAUCAACAAGUCGCAAAUCAAGAUUGGAAGGCAAACCGUCAUUGUUACCAAAACCGCGGCGGACUGGUUCGACGGAGCCCGAGAUACGCCGACCUAGUGGAGCGGGCCAUCGUUCCAGCAGUGCGGAGCCGCCUAGAGCUACACUUGGUGGUCGUCUAAGCAGAGAACCUUCGGCUACAAACUUACCUCCGAUUAGUUCAAGGUCUAAAUCUCAACAAAGUGAAAUGAGAUAUGGAGCGAGUCACUACAUGUCAACACCAUUGCACUCAAAUCAUAAUGCACGUUCAACUAACACACCUUUGGAAUUCCGUUUACCGACAAGUGAAUUAAAACAUGGAGUGACACCAUUACGGUAUAGUCACAAUUUGACUACAACACCCAGGAGAACAGUAGGAGAUGAGUCCUCAGGCCGCAGCUGGGAGCAAGCAUUAGAUCGUGUCUUGGCAUUUGUCACUGUAAAAGAUCAGAGGCCGCUGUCAAAUGCAGGAUGGCAGCGGGCGGCUGCGGCGCGUGUUGGCGAAGCCCUAGCUUUGCGAGCGUCGGAGGGAGGCAAAGCACUGGCACUCCUGCGGCCGCUUACAAUCGCUCGCUUCGUGGAUAUAGUUGCUGAUUUGCUCGGAUCGCUCUACAACAACCCCACACUCAACACCGACAACUAUGUCACUAAGUUGCCGCACAUAACUAAGCGGUUGUUGUACCCGGGAACUGUGUCCAAAUCAUGGCUGCGUACUGUCAACACUCUGCACGCCUUCCCUCAUGCAUUAGCUCUGAUCGCCUAUCUCCUAGACCUCAUACACUUCUGUGAAAGUCCAAUAGAGGAAGAGUUGAUAUAUUUAGCUAAAGAUGAUUUCGCCCGACUUAAACAAGAUUUUAUUUUCCGCAGCUGGCAAAGGUUCCAGAUGCCAGAGUAUCAAUUUGAUGACUUAUCCCAGGAAUAUUUGCAGAAUCUUAAAACUCUACUCGGUAAUGAUGAUGAGAAAAUUCAAGAGUUAGAAAAUAAAGUGAAGAAACAAGAGAGUGAGUUAGAGGAUGAAGCGGAGGCUGCAGCUCGGGCAGAUGUGUGCCGGCGUGAGGAGAGACUGAGUGCAUUGCUCUCCGCAGUGCGUGCAGAGAGAGCAGCAUCCCUGCACGAUACCAACCUCACAGAUGACGCACGCGCAGCGAGACAACGUCUACUGGGAGCACUCGGAGACAUUGAUGCUGAGGUGGAACGCGCACAUGUGGAGAGCCAGCGUCUGUGUGAGGAGGUGUCAGCUCAGAGCAUGUCUGUGUCUGAGAGAGCACAGCUUCUGGAGCAGGUCGACUACGCAUUCCGCGUACACGACUCUAAGACAGCACUCGCAGAACACAUCUCUAAGAUGCUGUUAAGCAAGGAGACGGAGCUGGCAGGAUGGCAGAAGCGUACCCUGGACAGCUGUGUGCAGUACAAGCAGGCGUUGAUACAUCUCGCACCACAUUGUCCCGACCUCGCUUCAUACAAUAUAGAUGAGAAUGAGCUGAUGAAUGCUUCGUGUGCUGAGAAGAUAUCCUCGUGUGUGGUUGUGUUGAAGAAGCGCGUGUCGGAGCUCGGCCGAGAGCGAGCUCAGCGCACAGCCGCGCGCGCAGCUAACAAACGACAUGCACAGAGACAACUGGAAUUAACUCGGGUUAAGAUAGAGGAGCUGAACGCACAGAUAGAGUGUGAGCAGGCCGCACUGGAGGAGGAGAUGGAGAGAGAGAAGGCGGAGGCUGCGAGGUCUGCGGCCGAGCUGGCGGCGGUGCGGGAGCAGAUAGCGGGGCUGCAGACUGCGCAGGCGCAGCACAAACACCUCGAUACUGAGCUGGAGUUCUGGCAGCAACAGGAUGUUGAAUGGCGCAGCAAGUUGUCAUCGCUGCAAGAGUACGUGGUGAACAAACGCACGGAGGUUCAGCAAACGCUGACGGAGGCGACAAACCGCCGCGUUCAGCUUCUGCUUCACAACAUACGACUGCUGAACGAGAAACUGCCCAACUGAGAACACUUGAGGUCGUGUUAUU
Messenger RNA from Papilio machaon (common yellow swallowtail), 2170 nucleotides. RefSeq lists its product as uncharacterized. The transcript has 15 exons. Gene Ontology annotation, biological process: attachment of mitotic spindle microtubules to kinetochore. The coding region runs from base 124 to 2148 and encodes 674 amino acids. The record is from RefSeq and is a predicted model, not a curated record. NCBI's taxonomy places the organism in Eukaryota, Metazoa, Arthropoda, Insecta, Lepidoptera, Papilionidae. Gene Ontology annotation, cellular component: Ndc80 complex.